Messenger RNA from Salpingoeca rosetta, 1098 nucleotides. RefSeq lists its product as uncharacterized. The transcript has 6 exons. NCBI's taxonomy places the organism in Eukaryota, Choanoflagellata, Craspedida, Salpingoecidae. The record is from RefSeq and is a predicted model, not a curated record. The coding region runs from base 143 to 793 and encodes 216 amino acids.
CCACUGCUGACACACCACGAACAGCAGCAACAAGCAACAGCAACAAACAACUUCACCACCUUGCUGUUGGCUCGCUGGCUUGCUUGGCUUCCUCCCUCCACACACGCACCGCGCACAUACGCACACACGCGCGCACGCAAGCAUGAAGUCUGUUCAGGUGUUGAUCCGCUACAAGCGGGAAGAAAUCAACGCAGCCAUCGAUGCCCUCUUGAACCCAUCUCAGAUUGCCCGGAUAUGCAAACAGCCAGCCGCGUCCGUGGUCAAGGUGAUUCACAAGGGCAGGGUCAUCAAGCCGGGAGAACCCGUCCCAGACAAAGCAAAGCUGCUCGUCAUGAUUGUCACUGCGAGUGAUGAGCAGCGCACAAAGCAGCUGCCCUGGCCCCUGAGCAUCUUGGAAGCCUACCUGCCAGAACACAUCGUGGAAGCCAUCCUGUCGUGGACAAACUGGGUGUAUUCAACCGUGAGCAGCAUUUGGCAGACGAUUCAGCCGUUUUCUUCCAUUGACCAUUCGCGCGGCAAGUCGUACCGCAUCGAGAAAGGCGACACCAUCACGCUGUCUGUCUCCUUCUCGGGCGAGAGCGAGGAUGAGGAGAUGACGUGUCACUGGACGGCAAACGACUGCGGUCGCAUCACAACAGACGCAAAGCAAACAUUCAAGGGCAAAGGCCCACACAAGAGCCACGCUACAGUGGAAUCAACUGGCGCUGCCGGCACUGUCACGUGCGUCAUCUGCUCAACAGCAGCAGACAGCAAGGACCAGACGGAGGUGUUCUGGUUCGACGAGACAGAUUAAGCAUGAGCGUUGGUGUUGUUCCCACCAACCGAGCGGUCCUUCAAGCUCAACCCUUUUCAGUGUGUGAACAGGUGCACACAUAUGAGUGGCUCUUUGAGCGCUGUAUUCUUCCGGUGCGCUGCGGUGUGGUACUUCUACCUGCUGUUACCUUCCCUUGCCUCCCCUCCCCCCGGGUUCCUGCAACAACGUCUUUUCAACCUGCCUGCCCGUGCCCUGUUAUCUUUAUUCGCGCCGUGUUACAAGUUGCCCCCUCUUGCUUGCCACCUCGACUGUUUGUUUGCCGACCACCCCCCCCCCCCCGCAAG